Molecule: messenger RNA, 608 nt
Organism: Sorghum bicolor (sorghum)
Lineage: Eukaryota; Viridiplantae; Streptophyta; Magnoliopsida; Poales; Poaceae
Exons: 3
Coding region: 45-608 (187 amino acids)
Molecular function (GO): zinc ion binding
Source: RefSeq, a predicted model, not a curated record
GCUAUUAGAUGUGGCAUUAGUUAUAGUAACACUUGUUUAUGUAGAUGAUGAACCUGUAUCGAGUAGAGUAUUGGAAAAAACGCGGUCGACCGAGGGAGCUAUAUGCGGACGCCUCUUGUGUGGAUGCCCCGGUACCUCCGGACCUCCCGGUUCCAAAUUGUGAUUGUCAAAAGCCGGCAGAAGUGAUGCAAUCUAGGCAUCCUGACACCGCUGCACGGUGUUUCUACACAUGUGGCCAAUUCAAUGACCAUGAGAAGUGCUUCUUCUUCCAGUGGAUCGACGGCCCCGACAAGUUUGACCCACGGUUCUUGCUUUUUGCGGGUAUUUGCCACGGGAAGUUUCCACGUGAUCGCUUCAAACGUUGGGUGCCGCCACCACCAAACCCCCCACCAAUGACUUCUGAGGAGAAGGAAGUAGCUACGGCAAGACGCCUUGAUGACCCUCCUAAGUGCUUUUGUGGUGACAAAGCUAUGGUAGAGCAGACGCGAGGUCUUGAGUUUGUGUGUCCCAACAAGCAUCCAGAUUAUUCUAUGGAAAAGUGUCGUUUUAGAGAGUGGCUAUAUGGUCCGAAGUCUCAUUUGGCCGGAGGAAAAGAAGAAAAAGAAUGA